AUUGUGGACACUCCUGGAUGGUGGAAAUUCCUUCCCAGCGAUAUUCACACCUUCUCUUUUGGAAGUCAGAGAUUUUAAAAGGAGUGUCUAUGUGCUCACCAUCAAAUGUCAUUUUGCUGGCAGUGCCUCUUGACACAUCGUUUACCAAUGAACAAAGAAGAGUCAUAGAGGGCAACAUGAGGAUACUCGGACAGAGAGUGUGGAGACAUGUAAUCGUGCUGUUUACAUUCGGGGACGCUUUGGGGGACAAAACUAUUGAGCAGCACAUUGAAAGUGAAGGGAAGCCUCUCCGUUGGCUGAUUGAGAAAUGUGGAAACAGGUAUCACGUCCUCAACAACACAAGUGAAGCUGAUGAUCAGGUAACAGAGCUGCUGGAGAAGAUGGAGGAGAUGGUGGCAGGAAACAGCUCUUUUUACCUCAGUGCCUACCCUGACAUAGAUAUUCCACAACCCCAGAAAGACAGAAGUGACAAAUCAGAUGAAAACAAAGAUGAGAACACAGCCAAGGAGAUCGCAGAACAACUCAACAUUGAAUGGGAUCGCAGGAACUGGGAAAAACACCAUAUCCUUGCAGGAAGCAUGAGAACACCACUAAACAGUAAGUAUCCAGGGACAUUUACAGAUUACACAUUUAAUCUUGACACAUCGUUUACCGAUGAACAAAAAAGAGUCAUAGAGGGCAACAUGAGGAUACUUGGACAGAGAGUGUGGAGACAUGUAAUCGUGCUGUUUACAUACGGGGACGCUUUGGGGGACAAAACUAUUGAGCAGCACAUUGAAAGUGAAGGGAAGCCUCUCCGUUGGCUGAUUGAGAAAUGUGGAAACAGGUAUCACGUCCUCAACAACACAAGUGAAGCUGAUGAUCAGGUGUCAGAGCUGCUGGAGAAGAUGGAGGAGAUGGUGGCGGGAAACAGCUCUUUUUACCUCAAUGCCUACCCUGACACAGAUGACCCACAACCCCAGGAAGACAGAAGUGACAAAUCAGAUGAAAACAAAGAUGAGAACACAACCAAAGAGAUCUUGGGGGACAAAACUAUUGAGCAGCACAUUGAAAGUGAAGGGAAGCCUCUCCGUUGGCUGAUUGAGAAAUGUGGAAACAGGUAUCACGUCCUCAACAACACAAGUGCAGCUGAUGAUCAGGUAACAGAGCUGCUGGAGAAGAUGGAGGAGAUGGUGGCAGAAAACAGCACUUUUUACCUCAGUGCCUACCCUGACACAGAUUAUCCACAACUCCAGCAAGACAUAGGUGACAAAGCCAAGGAGAUAACAGAACAUCUUACCAGUGAAAGGGAUGGCAGGAGCUGGGAGAACACCACCUUACAGUAA
Molecule: messenger RNA, 1325 nt
Organism: Morone saxatilis (striped sea-bass)
Lineage: Eukaryota; Metazoa; Chordata; Actinopteri; Moronidae
Molecular function (GO): GTP binding
Source: RefSeq, a predicted model, not a curated record